GCUUGCUUCUUCGAUCAGCUGUUCGACUUGAUAUUUCGGAAGACCAUUUUCAAGUUUAUGGUUUUCAAUAUGAUACGCUUCAAUUUAAUCGUAGCAGUUGGCGAGAAUUUCGGAAUCGGCUACAAAGGCGAUCUACCGUGGCGCAUCAAAUCCGAGCUUAAGUACUUUAGCCGCAUUACCAAGCGAACAAACGAUCCCAGCAAGCACAAUGCCGUUGUGAUGGGCAGAAAAACCUACUUCGGAGUGCCGGAAAGCAAGAGACCUCUUUCCAAUCGGCUGAACGUAGUGCUGAGCACCACACUUCAGGAAAACGAAUUGCCCGAGGGAGUACUGCUGUGUUCCAAUCUCGAGACGGCCUUGAAAGUCCUCGAGAACAAGAACGAUGUGGAGAACGUUUGGAUUGUGGGCGGUAGUGGGGUCUACAAAGAAGCCAUGGCCUCGCCAAGAUGUCACCGGCUGUACAUCACUAAAAUCCUGCACAAGUUCGAAUGCGACACCUUUUUCCCCGCGAUCCCAGACAGCUUCCGCGAGGUCGCGCCCGAUUCGGACAUACCACUCGGUGUUCAGGAGGAGAAUGGCAUCCAUUUCGAGUACAAGGUCUUGGAGAAACAGUCAAAAUAAAAUUAUCCACUAAUUUA
Messenger RNA from Drosophila erecta, 638 nucleotides. It is a transcript of the gene Dhfr, whose product is annotated as dihydrofolate reductase. Gene Ontology annotation, biological process: tetrahydrofolate biosynthetic process; glycine biosynthetic process; dihydrofolate metabolic process. NCBI's taxonomy places the organism in Eukaryota, Metazoa, Arthropoda, Insecta, Diptera, Drosophilidae. Bases 58 to 621 code for a protein of 187 amino acids. Gene Ontology annotation, molecular function: NADP binding; dihydrofolate reductase activity. Gene Ontology annotation, cellular component: mitochondrion. The transcript has 2 exons. The record is from RefSeq and is a predicted model, not a curated record.